AUGACUCGCCAGAGCUCGGAGGGCUGUCCUGGCCUGGGAACUGAUGUGUUCAUUCCCCAGAGCCUACAAGAGACUGAAGAAGACAGCAGCUCAGAAAGAAAUGUCAGUGAGUUUGAGCAUCCACAGGACCCGGAAACUCCCAAUCUCCCACCUCUGCUUCCCAUAGCCCUUUGGGGCUCUCAGGGCGGGCUGUCUCCAUGCCACCUACUGACCGUGAAGGUCAUCCGGAUGAAGAACGUCCGACAGGCUGAUAGGGUGAGCCAGACAGACUGCUUUGUGAGCCUCUGGCUGCCCACCGCUUCUCGUGAGAGGCUGAAGACUAGGACCAUCUCCAACUGCCCGAACCCAGAGUGGAAUGAAACCUUCAACUUCCAGAUCCAGAGCCAAGUGAAGAACGUGCUAGAGCUGAGCGUCUGUGAUGAAGAUACACUGACACCAGAUGACCAUCUCUUGACAAUCCUCUAUGACCUCACCAAACUCUGCUUCCGAAAGAAAACCCAUGUGAAGUUCCCACUCAACCCAGAGGGCAUGGAAGAGCUGGAGGUAGAGUUCCUGCUGGAGGAGAGUCCCUCUCCACGCGAGAUCCUCAUCACCAAUGGCGUGCUCGUGUCUCGGCAAGUCUCCCGCCUGGAGGUUCAUGCAGAAUGCCAGAGGCGGAAGAAGAGCAGGAAAAUGAAGGACCUCCUGGUGACAGUGAAGGAGUCCUUCGAGCACACCCAACGCGUCUCAUGCUGCCGGGAGCCCUGCUGCACAAACCCGGCCUGCUUCCACUACCCCGAGUACUUCCAGCCCUGCCUGCACGUGGACGUGCCCAAGAACCAGUGGAGCCGCGGGCUUUGCUGUUGCUGUGCGCACAGGAAGACCAGCCCCGUCCACCAGCCCCUUGACUGCCUCCCCGAUGGCCAGAUGGUGACCCUGCCCGUGGGUGAGAACUGUGAAUUACAUAUGAAGUCUACACCCUGCCCUCAGAUGCUGGACGUGCGUCUGGGCUUCAGCCUGUGCCCCGCAGAGCAGGAGUUCCUGCAGAAGCGGAAGGUGGUGGUGGCGAAGGCCCUGCAACAGGUGUUGCAGCUGGAGGAGGACCUGUCUGCGGAUGAGGUACCGCUGAUAGCCAUCAUGGCCACUGGGGGUGGAACAAGAUCCAUGACCGCCAUGUAUGGCCACCUGCUGGGGCUGCAGAAGCUGAACAUCCUGAACUGUGCCAGCUACAUCACUGGCCUGUCUGGGGCCACCUGGACCAUGGCUACCUUGUACCGUGACCCUAACUGGUCCUCCAAAAACCUAGAGCCUGCCAUAUUUGAGGCACGGAGGCACGUGGUCAAGGACAAGAUGCCUGCCCUGUUCCCGGACCAGCUCUCCAAAUUCCAGGAGGAACUUCGGCAGCGCGGUCAGGAAGGCUACAAGGUCACCUUCACAGAUUUCUGGGGCCUGCUGGUUCAGGCCUGUCUGGGGGAUGAGAGAAAUGAAUCCAAACUGUCAGAUCAGCGUGCUGCUCUAUGUGAGGGCCAGAACCCCCUGCCCAUCUACCUCACCAUCAAUGUCAAGGAUGAUGUAAGCAACCAGGAUUUCAGAGAGUGGUGUGAAUUCUCCCCCUACGAGGUGGGCCUGCAGAAGUACGGGGCCUUCAUCCCCACCGAGCUCUUUGGCUCUGAGUUCUUCAUGGGGCGGCUGAUGAAGAGGAUCCCAGAGUCGCGGAUGUGCUACAUGCUAGGCUUGUGGAGCAGCAUCUUCUCCCUAAACUUGCUCGAUGCCUGGAAUCUGUCCCAAAGCUCAGAGGAGUUUUUCCACAGAUGGACCAGGGAGAGAGUGCACGACAUCGAAGAUGAGCCACUCCUGCCCGAAAUCCCCAAAUGUGACGCCAACGUCUUGGACACCGCGGUGGUGAUCCCAGGGUCGUGGCUCUCCAAUACUUUCCGCAGCAUCCUCACCCACCGGUCCUUUGUGUCUCAGUUCCACAACUUCCUGUUGGGCCUGCAGCUGCACACCGACUACCUCCAGAACAGCCAGUUCUCCAGGUGGAGAGACACGGUGCUAGAUGGUUUCCCAAACCAGCUGACAGAGUCUGUGAAGCACUUGUGCCUGUUGGACACCGCAUUCUUCGUCAACUCCAGCUACCCACCCCUCCUUAGGCCCGAGAGAAAAGUCGAUCUCAUCAUCCACCUCAAUUACUGUGCUGGGUCCCAGACAAAGCCCAUAAAACAAACCUGUGAGUACUGCACAGUGCAGAACAUCCCCUUCCCCAAAUACGAGUUGCAAGAGGACGAGGAAAACCUCAAGGAGUGCUACUUGCUGGAGAACUCCCAGGAGCCUGAUGCCCCCAUCAUUCUUUUCUUCCCACUCAUCAAUGACACCUUCCAGAAGUACAAGGCCCCAGGUGUGGAGCGAAGCCCCGAGGAGCUGGAACAAGGCCACGUGGACAUUUAUGGCCCCCAAACUCCAUACGCUACCAAGGAGCUGACAUACACAGAGGCCGCCUUUGACAAGCUGGUGAAGCUCUCUGAGUACAACAUCCUGAAUAACAAGGACAAGCUCCUUCAGGCCUUGAGACUGGCGAUGGAGAAGAAGAAACACCUGAAGAGCGAGUGUCCCUCCUAAGUCCCAGCGAGCCUCACCGAUCUCGUGUCUGCUUCUAUGGUCAGAGGCGUGGAGCCCACUGGGGCUGACCAGCUUGCUCAGCUGGCUCUGCU
This is a messenger RNA of Odobenus rosmarus divergens (Pacific walrus), 2687 nucleotides long. It is a transcript of the gene PLA2G4E, whose product is annotated as phospholipase A2, group IVE. The record is from RefSeq and is a predicted model, not a curated record. Bases 1 to 2595 code for a protein of 864 amino acids. The transcript is spliced from 20 exons. Gene Ontology annotation, molecular function: calcium-dependent phospholipid binding; calcium ion binding. Gene Ontology annotation, cellular component: cytosol. Lineage: Eukaryota; Metazoa; Chordata; Mammalia; Carnivora; Odobenidae. Gene Ontology annotation, biological process: glycerophospholipid catabolic process.